GCCCAAUUUUGGGCUAACAGACUAUUUAAAGACACAUUACCCUUUUGCAAACACUUCAUCACAGAAUCAUAAGAGUUUUUGUGUGCUCUUGGAUUGGUUGUUAGAAUGGAGGGUCAGAGUAAGGGUAGUUUUAAUGUGAUGGAAGGGAGUGAGGGCAAAGGAAGGGAGUUUGUGGUGGAAAAGUCUGCAUCAUCAAUAGUGGGAACUUGUGAUUUGGUUCUAAGGAUUUUGGCCUUUUUACUAACCCUUGUGGCUGCUGUAGUUAUUGGGACAGAUAAGCAAACUGCCAUUGUUCCAAUCAAGCUUGUGGAUUCUAUGCCAACUUUGUACGUUCCUGUUGCAGCUAAGUGGCAUUACUUGUCUGCCUUUGUCUAUUAUGUGGGGGCAAAUGCAAUAGCAUGUGCAUAUGCAAUACUGUCUCUCUUGCUCACUCUUGCAAAUAGGCGUAAAGGCAAAGGAACGAUGGAGACAUUGAUCACUGUGCUGGACACAGUAAUGGUAGCUUUGCUCUUCUCCGGCAACGGAGCCGCCAUGGCGGUUGGUCUCCUUGGCUUGCAAGGAAACUCACAUGUGCAUUGGAACAAAGUGUGCAAUGAGUUUGGGAAAUUUUGUGACCAAGUGGCUGCUUCCCUUUUCAUAUCACUGCUUGGAUCAAUAGCAUUCCUCUUGCUGCUGAUAGUUCCUCCUGUUUUGAGACUUAAACAGACAACUUAAGGUGCCUAGGAGUCUUUAAUCACUGAAUCAAUAAAUUUAAUGUGGUUAAUUAUCCACAACUUUAUUUUAUAUGUUAUGUGUGAGAAUUAAUAGUAUUAUGGUGGCACCCUAAGCCCAAUAGACUGACUACAUUGUAAUGUGAGAGAAACUUUGUACUUUUUUUAGGAACAUGUAAUGGGUUUAUUUGGAUUAUAGCAUAUGAAUGUAUGCUAGACAUUCAACUUUC
Messenger RNA from Glycine soja, 940 nucleotides. Its product is annotated as CASP-like protein 1E1. The record is from RefSeq and is a predicted model, not a curated record. Lineage: Eukaryota; Viridiplantae; Streptophyta; Magnoliopsida; Fabales; Fabaceae. The coding region runs from base 106 to 714 and encodes 202 amino acids. The transcript has 2 exons.